AUUGUUUCUGGUCUAUGUUGUAUCUUGGCCAUCUAAUUUUUCAUUAAUAACGGGGACAACAAUAUCAAAAUUUGUGGCUUUUUUAUGAUUUAAACAUUUCUUCGGAAUCUUGACGGACAUUGACUGGUGGUGCAUCGUUACACAGGAUUACUACCUUUUUAAAUCCCAGCCUCUAUUUAACCUUUUCCUGAUGGUUUUAUCAAAUACGGCAACUACGAUCUUAGCCCACGGACUAUCUGUCUUUUAUUCAAAAGGGAAUUCGUAGCAGCGCCCUCUUGUGGUGUGUUCUCGCACCUACAAUAAACUGUUUGUUUUGAACCGGAAGUGAAAGUCAGAGGUCGUCAUGGGCAGCCUGAUCAGUUCCAAAAUGGCAGCGCCCGCCGCCAGAGUAAUUCAGGCUGUACGGCCUCAUGCUCCACUGAUCAAGUUUCCCGACAGACUGGGCACACCGAGGCCUAACGCUCAGGAGGUCCUGAAAGCAUUGACACUUAACCUUCCUCAACACAGCAGCUCCCCUUCAGCCUCUGUACCGCCUCAGCUAUCUGCACUUCAUAGACCUUUAACCCCAAUCCCAGGAGUGCCAGACAGCCUGGCCUCCAUUCAGCAGAUGCCUGCAAGAUACCGCAGGAGACCGUUGACACUUGAAGAGAUGGACUACAUCCAGCGUGGUGGACCCGAGUGAUGAGAAUCAGCUUCUGCAGCCCGUCUGUCUUUACCCGCUCAGUUCAAACACUUUAGAAUAAACUAUUACAAGAAGCAUCUUGUUCAAAUGUACAUAAGGAUUCUUUUUGUUUGUAAUAUAACUAAAGUUUUAACAGAUGUGUUCACUGCACAACAAAAGCAAAACCUUACAGAUUUUUUUUAAAUAAUCCUUAAUUAUAUUUGUCCACUUCACCAUUAAACACAUUUUCAAAGUG
Molecule: messenger RNA, 917 nt
Organism: Oryzias melastigma (Indian medaka)
Lineage: Eukaryota; Metazoa; Chordata; Actinopteri; Beloniformes; Adrianichthyidae
Gene: kgd4
Product: mitochondrial ribosomal protein S36
Exons: 5
Coding region: 344-682 (112 amino acids)
Biological process (GO): 2-oxoglutarate metabolic process
Source: RefSeq, a predicted model, not a curated record